AAACAAAAACUACUCAAAAAUUGAAAAACAAGGAAUCAUAACAUAUCAUGGGCAAGGGUAUCUUGUGUGUUAUUCUUCUCUUAAAAAUCUCAUUUGUAUCUAAUCUUCUCUGAUUACUGAGAAGAACAAGAAAAAGAGCCAUUGUAUCUUGUUGUCCUCUAGUUUAUCCCCUGCUCUCUUGCUAUGGCUUCACAAUUGGAAAAAACCCAUGUAGUCAUCUUCCCUUUCAUGGCUCAUGGCCACACCCUUCCACUGCUACACCUCUCCAAAGCCCUUUCCCAAAGACACAUAAAAGUUACCAUAAUCACCACCCCAUCAAACUCCAUUUCCAUUUCCAAGUACAUACUAAAUUACCCAUUCAUAAACCUUGUCCAAAUCCCAUUCCCUCCCAUCCCCGGCCUCCCCGACGGCUGCGAAAACACCGCCAACCUCCCCUCCAUGGAUUUUUACCUAAGCUUUCUCCUAGCGACCAAACACCUCCAAGAGCCCUUCGAACGAGUCCUUCGCCAAAUGUCGGAAUCCAACUCCCUUCCCAUUUGCGUAAUCUCGGAUUUCUUCCUGGGCUGGACUUUGGCCUCGUGCAAAGCAUUUGGAAUCCCGAGGCUUGUUUUCCACGGAAUGGGCGUUUUCUCGAUGGCUGUCGUAAAAAUCGCUUGGGUCCAGGCAGAAAAUUGUGAAACGUAUUCCAACUCCGAAUCCGAUACCCCGUACUUGCCAGGGAUCGAAAUUCCCUUUGUUUUGACCUGUGCGGACUUGCCCGAGGGAGUGAAUAUCCCGCAUCAUGACGACCCGUAUUCUGAGUUUAUGUCGGAAGCAGCCGAGGCUGAGUUCCACAGCUGGGGCAGCGUUGUGAAUUCUUUUCUCGAGUUGGAAGGGAAUUACGUUUCCUCCCUGGAACCCUUUUAUCAAAAUGGUGCUAAGGUUUGGUGUGCAGGUCCUCUCUGUCUAUAUGACAACUCGGGGGAGUGUUUUCGUAGCUCUCUCGAUCAACACCAACAUGAGGUGAUCCUCCUGAACUGGUUGGCCAAGCAUAGUGUGCCAGCCUCUGUGAUAUUUGUUUCCUUCGGCACCCAAUCCCACAUCUCCACCGCACAACUUGACGAGGUGAUCUAUGGCUUGGAGGAGGCAGGGGUGCCAUUUUUGUGGGUGGUGAGAUCAAACUCUUGGUCUUUACCUGAUGGAAUGGAGGAAAGGUUGAAGGGGAAAGGAUUAAUCACAAGACAAUGGGUUGACCAGCCGGCCAUACUACAACACCCUACAAUAGGAGGGUUUCUAAGUCACUGUGGGUGGAAUUCAGUGCUGGAGAGUUUAUCGGCUGGUGUGCCGAUUUUGGCCUGGCCUAUGCUUGCUGAGCAGACUUUGAAUGCUAAAUUUUUGGUGGAAGGGCUCCAUGCCGGGGUCGAAUUGAAAAAAAUGCAGAGCUCAGAAGCUGAAGUUGUUCGUGUAUCACGAGAGGCAAUUUGUAGAGGAGUUAAGGAGUUGAUGGAAGGGCGCAAAGGAAGGAUCGCAAGGGAAAAGUCCCAAGCUUUAGGAGAAGUUGCAAGGCAAGCAGUACAAAAAGGGGGUUCAUCUUAUCUUAGCCUUACCAAGCUUAUUGACCAACUAUGUGCAUCUCAGCUCAAGUAAUUGGAUACUGAGCUUGUUCGCUUGGGAUAUUUAAAAUUUCUGCGCACGAUUUCAAAUAAAUUUUCUCUAUCUA
This is a messenger RNA of Rhododendron vialii, 1699 nucleotides long. RefSeq names its product UDP-glycosyltransferase 90A1-like. Lineage: Eukaryota; Viridiplantae; Streptophyta; Magnoliopsida; Ericales; Ericaceae. The transcript is spliced from 2 exons. Gene Ontology annotation, molecular function: UDP-glycosyltransferase activity. Bases 184 to 1626 code for a protein of 480 amino acids. The record is from RefSeq and is a predicted model, not a curated record.